AUGGAGAAUCUGCUCCAGAAGAAGUCUGAGCUUAAAUUGCUGGCUAACGCUGUCCAAGGAGAGUUACCCAACAAACAAGAUAACUUUCCUUACUCAAUACUCGGUGGUUACAAUCUGUAUGUCAAAAGGGCCAGUUUUAAGGACGACGUUUUGUUCAAACAAAUCUUGGACGAGAGACCAGAUGGGAUUGUGACUGCAACCCCUGUAAUUGAAGAGCGGAUUCCUAUAGCUGCUGAUGAGACAGAGCAAGAGCUUACUAAUGAAGAGCGACAGAAGCGAGAGGAAUUUAAGAGCAAACGUCGUGCUCUGGCUCUGGAGGGAGCGGACGGUCUGGAUUUGAAAGCCGUUUUGUCCAAUCGGGCUCCUGUGCACGGAGAGGAGCUAGAUGAAGAGGACGGAGAAGGACACAAAUCGGAGAAUGAUGAUUCAGCAGAGUCGCAAGAGGAAGAGGUCAAAAUAUGCGUCACUGACCAUGACAAACAGUCAGAAAUAAACCGCCCGUCGAUAUCGUAGCACUGGAGCUGUAUUACAUAAUAAGGAGGUGCUCUUCCAUCUUCAGUCGUAUCCGCCUCUCAGACGGAAGAAUUCAUCCACUGCACAAUAUACCACAAAAAGGGAUAUUCAGCCAUGUCUAAUAAUCAGUGACACUUCGCCAAGCUUACCGGUUUUAACAAAGUCUCAGUAGCAACUUACCAAACAAACACGAAACAUGAGUCAUCAUCACCGUCUUUGUCGGACCGCUGCCACGCAUUUGCAUGCUAUUGAUUUGCAGAUUUUAUUCAUAAAGAAACCCUGGAAUUAACAAUUUAUGAUGACGCUGGUUGGUAUGAAUUUAUCUUUGUAGGCACAUUGUAUAUGUCUUCAAAUAUUGGUGAUCGUGUCCUUCGACAAAUUGACGACCGAAAAAUGUCACGUUUGCUUUGAUUUUCUCGAACUUACAUUUUUGUGUAUGGUAUGCAAAUAAGAUUUGUAUUAAAAAAUUGCCCCUGGUGUAUGUGCUUUAAUAGUGAUAUUGCUUCCGAGGCAUCAUAAACUUUCCGACGCAAAUAUAGACAUACAUCCAG
Molecule: messenger RNA, 1064 nt
Organism: Dicrocoelium dendriticum
Lineage: Eukaryota; Metazoa; Platyhelminthes; Trematoda; Plagiorchiida; Dicrocoeliidae
Source: the annotation of a GenBank genome assembly